AUGGAAGGUUCUCAUAAGGGUAAGGCCAUGCAAGAAGAAGAAGAGAAGGGAAAAGAGGAAGUACGGUACCGGGGUGUCCGAAGGCGGCCAUCGGGGAAGUAUUCGGCUGAGAUACGUGACCCGUCUAGACAGGUGCAGCGGCGGUGGCUUGGAACAUUUGCCACCGCAGAGGAGGCAGCUCGGGCUUAUGACAGAGCUGCCUUUGGCCUAAAAGGCCAUCUUGCCAUCUUAAAUUUCCCCAAUGAGUACUAUCCCAAACUCACAAGCCCUCCAUAUCCACCAUCCUCAUUUUCAUCGUCACCAUUAUCUUCCUCGUCAUCGUCUUCUUCAUAUGUUCCAAUUGAGAGUUUCGAGAAGGAAGGUUCAUCAAGUGGACGACCGAGGGAAGUCAUUGAGUUCGAGUACUUGGAUGACAGUGUGUUGGAGGAGCUUCUUGAAUCAUACGAAGAGAAGAAGAAAUAA
Ilex paraguariensis (yerba mate) is the source of this 462-nucleotide messenger RNA. Lineage: Eukaryota; Viridiplantae; Streptophyta; Magnoliopsida; Aquifoliales; Aquifoliaceae. The record is from the annotation of a GenBank genome assembly.